CUUCACCGGAGCAAGCAUUCUCGAAAGAAAGGAGGCCAGUGGGCACCGUAGAGCUCCCGGACGGCCCAUGCAUCAUGUGUGGAUUGGCGAUGGCCGUGGUCGACUGACGUAUCCAGAGCCUCAGAUACUCACCGCUGGUAGGCUUUGCUGAUGACACAGUCAUUACGUGGUCAUCUCAUUUCAUUGUUGCUGUGCUUUGCCUCAAUGACAGCAGAUAGCCCCGACGAGUGGCCAAUGCAUCCCUCCCUCGUGUGCAGAUGAGUGGCCAGACGGGGGCGGCCAAGCAGGAUACUCUGUCACUGACUGACCCAUACCUGUCCAUCACAUCGCCUGGUGAGCAAGGACAGACCCGCUGCCAUCACACCAUCACACAUGUGCUUUGUCUUCAGCCUUGGUACAAUGAUGGCGGCGCAACCUGCACAAGCAUCAUCGUCGUCAUCAGCUGCAGCAGCGGCACCAGCACCACAUGUAUGUGGGCAGCUGACACACACACACACACACACACAGUGUGUCAUCCUUUAAUGAGCUCUGCCUACGUCGGUCGUUUGUUCGUUUCACCAGGGGGCGCCAUGCCGUGGGCCGUGUGGUUACCAGAAGGGCAGUCGUGUGUGGGUGGUGACGGAGAAGCGGGACGAGGGCGAGCAGGAGUGGGUCAAGGCGGACGUCUACCGCAUCGACGGGAGGACGGUGUACAUGCGGGAGGUGGGCGGCGGGGAGGGCUUCAAAGUCACUGUGCCGACCAAGACCAUUCCGCCCACAGAGCUGACGCCACACGCGGUGAGCAAAUGAACGACAAGAUGAUUGACCCACUGGUCCACUCAUGUUUCCGUUCUGUCUGAGUGCAGGUGUGUGACGGCUUCCGUUAUCUCCGCUCAGGGACGCCGCUCAAGGAAACACACUACGGCAGCAAGAAGGUACACACACACACCCCUACACUCACAGCACACGGAUGUCCGGUCUGUUCACCGUUCAUCAUUCCUUCCCCUCUCCCCCUGUCAGGCCGUUGACCGUCUCGGCAAUGACGAGUUGGCAUCGCUGUUCGGCUUUUUCAGCCCUUGCGAGCUGUCCGCCCUCUUCUCACACCGCUCCCCCGUCCGCAACGGAGCUGUCCAGCAGCACAGCCACAUCACCAUCGACGCAUCCACGCCCGCCGAGUGUCAGUUUUGGACCAGCACGACCACACAGGACGCCUUCAAGCUCGGCAGACGGCUGACCAAUCUGACGUCCGCUCACGUGGUGCAGCCACACACCCAUCUGGAAUGGUGCGUGAAGACAUUGACGGCCGUCGUGGAGGGCCAUGCUGCGGGCCGCCGGGCGGCGCGGGAGAGGGAGAGCUCCAUCGAGUCCAUCCACUUCAGCUGCCCGACCGACGUCCGUGCCGGCCAGGUGUCCAUCCCGGCCCCGGCAUCCUUCUCUCCCCCUCCCCUCUCCCCGUGUCCAGCUGCCGUCCCUCAAGAGCAUCACGGGCCUUCGUGA
Vitrella brassicaformis is the source of this 1476-nucleotide messenger RNA. Lineage: Eukaryota; Vitrellaceae. The record is from the annotation of a GenBank genome assembly.